AUGGCUGAUACCGCCGCCACUACCACUACUGAUCGCGUUUCUUCCUCGACUUGCUUCAUCUGCAACGAGCCCGGUCACUUCGCUAGAGAUUGCCCUCAGGCCUCCAGCAGUCGCCCCACUGGUCGUCGCCCUAUGAACUGCUAUAACUGCGGCAAGCCCGAUCAUCUCGCUCGUGAUUGCCCUAAUGAGCAGACCAACCAAAGGCCUUGCUUUAAGUGCGGCAAAGUUGGUCAUUUUGCCAGGGACUGCACUGAACCCGAUACUCGUGCCUGCUUCCGUUGCGGCGAGACCGGUCAUCUUGCUCGUGACUGCCCCAACGAGGACACUAGGCCCGAGAGCGAGCGUGCUCCUCGUGGACGUUCUGAGGGAAGGAAUUGCUUCAAGUGUGGUAAGCCCGGCCAUCUCGCCAGAGACUGCCCUAACUAA
Perkinsus marinus ATCC 50983 is the source of this 426-nucleotide messenger RNA. Its product is annotated as cellular nucleic acid binding protein, putative. Gene Ontology annotation, cellular component: cytoplasm. The coding region runs from base 1 to 426 and encodes 141 amino acids. NCBI's taxonomy places the organism in Eukaryota, Perkinsozoa, Perkinsida, Perkinsidae. Gene Ontology annotation, biological process: positive regulation of cytoplasmic translation. The record is from RefSeq and is a predicted model, not a curated record. Gene Ontology annotation, molecular function: mRNA binding; zinc ion binding; single-stranded RNA binding. The transcript has 4 exons.